AUGAUUGACCAGAAAAAUACUAAAAUAUAAAAUGAUCACAUUCUGGUUGGUAGUUGCGAAAUGGAAGAUUUAACAAUCUAUCCGUAUGAAUUAGUUAAUAGGGAGUUUUUUGGAUUUAUAGAGAAAACAUCUUUUGUAAAGGAGAACUUUGAGCUGUUGUCGAAAAUUGGCCGACAGUUGAUUAAGCAAUCUUACUGUUUUAAAAGAAUAUGUAUCAGUUUUGUUGAAUUUUCAAGCUAAAAUGCUAAAAGAAAAUCAAUCAAGUGGAGCGAUUUCGAGAAAAAACUCUUUUAUUGGAUAGUCAUGCGCUAUUAUAUCUAUAAAGGAAUUAAGGAUAAUAAACAAUUAGCUACUAACGAAUGGAGAGAGAUAUCAAAAAUGACUUUAGGAAGAAAUGCUCAUUAAUGUCGAUUGAAAUGGGAACAAAAAUAUAAAAUUCCUUUAUCUGAGGCACCUUGGACUGAACAAGAAGACAAUUUACUCUUCCAAGUGCAUGAAGAAUUUAAAAAAACUGGAAAGGAAAACAAGUGGUCUUAAAUUUCAAGAGAAAUAUACAAAAGAUCCAACAAUAAAAUAUUCAGAUAACCCAAAUAAUGUCGAGAAAGAUGGAUUAAUCGUCUAGAUCCAAAUAUUUCUAAUGAUCCAUGGGAUAAGUAAUAAGAAAUUGAUUUGUUGAAGACUAUAUUAAUGAGAGGUAAGAAAUGGUCAGAACUAUCAACCCUUUAUGGCAGGGUUAGAACUGAGAAUUCAUUAAAAAAUAAAUACAAUUCGCUUCUAAAGAAAGAAAAAUUGAAAUAUGAAUUUGAAACGAUAAAUCCUCAUUUAUUUGAGAAAGUGUAAAAACUGCGAAAGGACUAUGCUAAGCGAUAUGGGAACAUCACUCCAAUUGAAGAAAUCGAUAACUAUGAAUGGCAGUUUAUAGUUUUAGCAAUUUAAGGCUUAUACAUUGAGUAGUGCAUACAGGAAGGGAGGAUUGAAGAGGCUUAAAAAAUCAAUAAUGAUGACUUUUUUAAUCUAUUUCAUGAAGAUCCUUUAAUUAAAACAUCCAAGGCUAUACUAUACAAAAAGGAACUAACUAUUAAAUAGGUAGAUCCAAAUAUAAUUCUUAAUAAUGAAAAGUGUGGAGUCGUUAUUUUUAAUCAUAAAAAUAACAAAUUAUAUUUAACACCUUAUAAUGUGAUUGAUUUCCAAAACAUUGUCCUAAAUCAAAUUAAAAAGAAGGUUAAAAUAGAAGAUAAUGCCACAACUUCAUCCACUUAAUCUGAUCCAAAUUAGACCUAUCUAAGAACAUCCAUAGGAACGUAAUCGAUCUAAUAAUUUUUAUACCUUACUAACCAACCUAAUUAUUAUGUUCCUUUAAAUUAGAGUAUAUUCAAUAGCUAUUGGCUUCCACCGGUUUUUCCAUAAUAAAUUGUAUCUUCUUAAAUUUAAAAUAAUAAUUUUAUUAGAAAUUAAACAUAAUUUUAAGAAGAAAAACAACAACAUUAAAACCUCAAACAAAAUAACUAAGAUAAUUUAAAUGAUAUUUUUGAAUAAAUUGGAGUGGAUAUUAAAAUCGUUAAUUCUGAUGAUGAAAAAUGA
This is a messenger RNA of Paramecium tetraurelia, 1581 nucleotides long. RefSeq lists its product as uncharacterized. Gene Ontology annotation, molecular function: RNA polymerase II cis-regulatory region sequence-specific DNA binding; DNA-binding transcription factor activity, RNA polymerase II-specific. Gene Ontology annotation, biological process: regulation of DNA-templated transcription. Lineage: Eukaryota; Ciliophora; Oligohymenophorea; Peniculida; Parameciidae. The record is from RefSeq and is a predicted model, not a curated record. The transcript is spliced from 6 exons. Gene Ontology annotation, cellular component: nucleus.